CAGGAAAUCCUACGUCAUCGUUACAAAUGGCGGACGUUGUAAACAAGGCAGAGGGAUACAAGUUUUAGUUAGCUAGCUAGCUAGAUGUUUACCACAAAAUGAAUAGCAUAGACUGCGAGCGUUUGGACAGCUUGGACGGCUGGGUCGCCAUCAAAACGAACAUAUUCGAAGAAAACGAGACGUUCAAGCUCGGUUUUAUCGUGCAGUGGAAUGUUAUCGAGUCCAAGUUUGCGGUCACCUGUCACAACAGAACUCUCCAGCGACAGAAGCGCAAAGACCAGCUUGCUAUCUGCGAAACCGAAACCAGCUGGGCCGGACUCUUCUCUGUUAACGAUUUAAAAAAUGUCCACCGUCAGUUUACAGGGGUCGGGGAUGUCGUCGCACCUUAUUUCCCCGACCUGUCGGACUUCAAGGAGGGUAACAUUUGGGACAUGAUCUUUCUCAGCAGCAAUCGGACGUUCAACCAAGAUGAUCAAGAGAGAGAUCUGGAUACACCUUGCCGUCAGCUGGAGAAAUACUUCAGCACUGCGAUAGAUGUCUGUGGCAGGAAGAUAGUGCUGGACUCGCUUUUCCCGCAGGACGAGCGAGAUGUCGAGGAGUACUUUGAGAACAUGCAGGAGUUCAAGAGGAAAACGAUGCAGGAUGAAGUCACCAGGGCUAAGGAUCACCUUAGAAAGAUCCUCCAGAGUCACGGAGGUGCAGACAGAAUGAUCCUACUGCUACAGAUCUACCACGAGGAGGACCUAGCCUACCAGGACCUGGUCACCGUAGCAACCACCUUCUACCAGUACCUGCUGCAACCCUUCAGAGACAUGAGAGAACUGGCAGGACUCUACAAGAUGGAGAUACUGAAGUCUCUGGAUGAGGAGGAGCUGGGUCCUAAGAGGAUAGCAGCACUGGAGAGAGAGGCGGAGGAGUGGAGGAGGAGAGGAGAGGAUGCAGUCUCCUCCAUACAGGACAUCACAGUCAGCUACUUCAUAGAAACUUCUAAAGCCCUUGGAGGUAUGCUGCGUGUGAUGGAGGAGGAUAAGCGUGGUUUUGGCCAGGCCUCCUGGGCCUCAGCAGCUCCUAGACUGGAGAAGCUGCGUUUCCUGCUGGCUAAAGAGACCCUGCAACACAUGAGAGCUACUGAGAUGUGUCUACACCGCAAGAAACACACCAUCAGAGAGAAGAUGGGAGGUCUGUCUGGCCGGGACCAGAGGGGACCAGAGACAGUAGAUAACCUAGAGCUUCAGUACUAUGAAGCUCAGCUAGAACUCUACGAUGCCAAGUUUGAGAUCCUCAAGAACGAAGAGCUUCUAUUGGUCGCUCAGAUCGACACCCUGCGACGCCAGAUCAAAGAGCUGAAGGAGGAGGUGGUGUAUUAUGAUGUGUGUGAGGAUCCAGAGGAGUUCCACAGCCUAUCACAGACAGCUGCACCUUUAGACCCCGUCCACUCACCUGUCAAUCACCUGGGGCGACGCCUACAGCAGCUGGAAGCCAAGAGAGGGAACAUCAGUGCCCGACGCGCAUACCUCCGCAACAAGAAGGAUCAGUGUGUGGAGGCUAACGAGCAGAAGCACCGUGCGGCCCAGCACAGCUCCACUCACUUUACCCAGCACCACGGAGUAGCCCUGAAGAGAGAGAAGAGGAGAGAGGAGGAAGAGAGGAGGAAGGUGUGGAUGGACCAGGAGAGAGAGAGAACCCUGAGCAGACUACGCUCCUUCAGAGAGAAACGACAGGGAAGUUACGUCCUGAAGACUCCACGAUCCAAGAUGGCUGCCAGGGAGCCGCAGUGUUCCGACCUCUCCCAGCCUCUGUCAAUCAUUAGCGUCGGCCCCUCCCCUUCAUCUAAUGGCGCCGCCCCCAGAAAGACCCCCAGGAAACUCAAACCUAAAGACAUCCCCAUCCAAAUCUUCACUCCUCCUCUCCCUUCUCCUUCGCCUCUGUCAACUACACCUCCCACUACAGCUGUACCCCCACCUCAGACCUCCUCUCCUCCUCCCCCUCCUCCUCCUCCUCCCCUACCCCCACCUCCUCCCCCUCCACCCCUCCCUGCCCUCACCCCCUCCUCCUGUAAGACAGAGGUAGGGGACUCCCCCAUGCCUCUCAGUGAGAGAGAGGCCGCUCCCUUCCCUGCCAAAACGACCCUGAAACAGAACCUAGGUUCUAUGGACGAGGUGUUGGCAUCAUUACAGCGUGGUCAGGUCAGGCUGCGUCGUGUCCAGCCCCCUCCUGGUCCCGGCCUGGCGCCCUCCGGUGGUGACCUCAGGGAUAACAUAAUGUCUGCCAUCAGACUCGGGGUCAAACUACGCAAGGUGGUCCCAGCGGUGCCCCUGCCCCAGGACAGUAGGGACACAGAUCUACAGAAGAGCAUCAAGGCAGCCAUGCAGAGGAUGAAGAAGGUCUCCUCCGACUCGGAUGAUGAA
This is a messenger RNA of Salvelinus namaycush (lake trout), 2408 nucleotides long. Its product is annotated as WASP homolog-associated protein with actin, membranes and microtubules. Gene Ontology annotation, molecular function: actin binding; Arp2/3 complex binding. The annotation marks the transcript as partial. The transcript is spliced from 11 exons. The record is from RefSeq and is a predicted model, not a curated record. Gene Ontology annotation, cellular component: endoplasmic reticulum-Golgi intermediate compartment membrane; cytoplasm. NCBI's taxonomy places the organism in Eukaryota, Metazoa, Chordata, Actinopteri, Salmoniformes, Salmonidae. Gene Ontology annotation, biological process: Arp2/3 complex-mediated actin nucleation; endoplasmic reticulum to Golgi vesicle-mediated transport.